Drosophila sechellia is the source of this 915-nucleotide messenger RNA. RefSeq names its product TweedleZ (gene TwdlZ). Gene Ontology annotation, molecular function: structural constituent of chitin-based larval cuticle. Lineage: Eukaryota; Metazoa; Arthropoda; Insecta; Diptera; Drosophilidae. The transcript has a single exon. Gene Ontology annotation, cellular component: chitin-based extracellular matrix. The record is from RefSeq and is a predicted model, not a curated record. Gene Ontology annotation, biological process: chitin-based cuticle development. The coding region runs from base 1 to 630 and encodes 209 amino acids.
AUGUUGAACAUAUUUGUGUGGUUAUCACUUUCGUUGAUUAGUCUGUCCUGGGCCCAAGGAUCGCAUUAUUUACCACCAACGAAUACGGCCAUGGAACCCAUCAUAACCAAGCAGUUUUACAGCAUAUCACCCGCCGAAGAUCCUGAGGAUCUGGAGCCAAGGACUAAACAUUUGGUGAUCGGACAGCCGCGCAGAAAUUACCGAGUGAUUUUCAUCCGCGCUCCAACGGGAAACAGCGAGCAUGUGAAAUAUACGGCGGAGUUGGCGCCUCAGGAGGAGCGAACUGUCAUCUAUGUGCUUACCCGGAAGCAACAGGAACUGGAGGCCGCCGAUAUUGUUGCACCGCAGCAGAAGUCUCAAGUCGAACAGAAGACGGAUGUAUUCUUCAUCAAGUACAAAACCAACGAUGAGGCAGCGGCUGCCCAAAGGGAAAUACAAACGCAAUACGAUCAACUUGGUGGAAAUACGGAAAUCGCAGCGCCCUAUGUGGCGCCCAUUAAAUCGGUGAUUGGAGCACUCAGUAGCCCCCAAUAUCCAGCAGCUCCAUAUCCAAUUCAAAGACAAUCCCCUGGCUAUCACUACGAUAGGCCCGUCUCCACAAUCUUGGCGCCAGUGGAACGAACUAACUGAAGCGUCGAUUAUAUCCGCAACUUGUUGAAUAUUCCAUGCUAUUUGCAUAUAAUUGAUAAGACAUUUCCACCAACGAAGUUUUUGUUUUUUGUUUUUUUUUUUUGUUUAGCAUAAUUUUUGCAAACUUUUUUAUCUGAUUUGCUUUGUGUUUAAAAUAGAUACUGACAAAAGUGCUUUGACCCUGUGACAAAGGAGAAGAAUUCGAGAUGAGUUUGCAAAGGGCUUAUUUAUUUGGCCAACAGGUGGUUUAAUUAAAAUUAUAAUAAUUACCACAACCAAUAAACA